This is a messenger RNA of Erinaceus europaeus (western European hedgehog), 2168 nucleotides long. It is a transcript of the gene SPOCD1, whose product is annotated as SPOC domain containing 1. NCBI's taxonomy places the organism in Eukaryota, Metazoa, Chordata, Mammalia, Eulipotyphla, Erinaceidae. Gene Ontology annotation, biological process: DNA-templated transcription. The coding region runs from base 180 to 2006 and encodes 608 amino acids. The record is from RefSeq and is a predicted model, not a curated record. The transcript is spliced from 12 exons. Gene Ontology annotation, cellular component: nucleus.
UCCAUGCCCCCUUUCUCUUCCAGGAAGGGGUUUCCAUUCAGCAUCCCAGUGCAGAGUGUCCAGGGUGUGACCCAGUGGAGAAUGAGAAGGAAGAGCCUAGUGACCAAGGUGGGGGACAGGACACAGCUCAGGAGCAGCCAGCGCAGGACACUGAGGUCCGGGCCACUGUGGUCCGUGCCAUGCAGGAGGUGCUGUGGAAUCGCCUUCAGGAGCUCCCGGACCUGGUGCUGAGUGAGGAGACAGUGGAGGGCAUUGCUGCUGGCAUCGAGGCAGCCCUCUUCAGACUAACACGAGCCACCAACUCCCAUUACAAGGCCAAGUACCGCAGCCUGCUGUUCAACCUACGUGAUCCCAGGAACCUUGACCUGCUUCUCAAAGUGCUCCAUGGAGAUGUCACCCCCCACAGCCUGGUGCGAAUGAAUUCCAUCCAGAUGGCCCCCCAGGACCUGGCCCGCUGGCGGCACCAGGAAGAGAAAAGGGGCCUGGAGAUCAUUGAGCAGCAGCAGAAGGAGCCGCGCAGCCUCCCAGCCUCCAAACUGACCCACAAGGGGGAAGUGGAGAUCCCGAGGGACACAGACCAGAUGGGGAUGCAGGAGGACCUGGUGGGACCCAUGGUGUCCAUCGGCUGCAGCCCCCUGACCCUGCCUGCCAUGGCCAAGGACACCCCAGAGCAGCACCAGGACAGCACAGCACAGCAUGAGCACCACUUCUUAGACCCCCACUGCCGCAUCUGCAUAGCUGCUGCCUGCUUUACAGACUGGGGCUCCUCAUGUGAGCUGCCAGACUCCAAAGCCACAAAGAGAAAGGAGGACAACAUCUUCCAGAGAGUCCUAAGCUCAGCCCUGAUGUCCUCUCCAGAGAUGCCCCAGACGAAGGAGAAGCCUCCUAGGGAGCCCCAGGACAGGCUCCAGAUGCCUGCUGGGCCCACAAAGAUCUUGCCUAGCCAGCCUCCUUGGGAGGGUACUGUGGACAUGUUCUCUAUCAAGCGGUUCCGGGCCAAGGCCCAGCUGGUCUCUGGACAUAGCUGUCGCCUCAUCAUGGACCUGCCUGAGGUGAUCCAUUCAGCAGGCUGCAUCCCCUCUAACACUGUCUGGGACCUUAUGGCCAGUGUCUGCCCUGCUGAGGCCAAGGACAUCUGCGUGGUCAGACUUUGCCCACAUAGGGCUCAGGAUACCCAGAACUGCCACCUGCUCUACUCCUACCUCAACAACAAGCAGCGCCAUGGCCUGGCAGCUGUGCAACACAUGGGUGUGAUCCUGUUGCCCCUGCCUGCUUUCCAGCCCCUGCCCACCCGGCUGCGCCCUCUUGGAGGCCCAGGUCUGGAUGUCACUCACUCAAGCCUGCUGCUGGCUGUGUUGCUGCCCAAGGCAGGGAUUCCAGGUUCAGCGGAGUCCAGCCCUUUGAAGGGGAAAGUUCGCAAGGUGGUUUCCUUCAACAGGAAAGUGCAGACACGGUGCUACCAGCCAGAUGACAGGAGGUCAGGUGUGGCCCCAAAGAGCAGCCCUCCCCCAAGAGGUGCCCUGAGGCAGAGUCAGGACAGUGGUAGCCUUACUCCAAGGGGAAUAUGUGCAUGGCAGAGGCCCCCCAGAGGCAGAGUGAGGCUGUGGAGAGAGCCUGAGACCUGGCAGGGCCCUGGGCAUGGACAGUGCCCCACUGAAUCAGGUUGGUGUCAGUCUUGGCAUCACCAUUCAGCAGCAUCAGCUGGUAAUUGCCAAAGCCAUGAUCAGCACCUCUGUGGGGCUUCCUGUCCCCACCAAGCCCUCCUCCGCCAUCUUGAAUCCCUGGUGACUAUCAGCCACCAGCUCCAAGCCUCACUAACGUCCCUGGGCCAGAAGCCCACCCUCUCAUCCUCUACAGUAUCUUCCAGGUCCCCUGAAACCCCUGGAAUUCUUGGCCUCCUUUGUCAGCCUCCUGCAGUUGCACAGUCCCUCAACCUAGCCCCUGUCUCCUCCUUAGACCCUGCAGAGGGAGCAGGCUCCGAGUGUCCUCUCCCUACAGAGACCUGACCUUCAUUACCCAGCAGAAGAGGGGUUUUAAUUUCCCUAGCUGUUCCAGGGAGAGAGAGAAGUGUAGGGGAAGAGGAGGGUCAUCUCAUUGCUUGUUUGAGUUUCCUGUUUCAUAGUCUGUUUGGUCUUGAUGUUUGGUUCAAUAAAAAUGUUGGAAAGUUG